Aspergillus campestris IBT 28561 is the source of this 265-nucleotide messenger RNA. RefSeq lists its product as uncharacterized. NCBI's taxonomy places the organism in Eukaryota, Fungi, Ascomycota, Eurotiomycetes, Eurotiales, Aspergillaceae. The transcript has a single exon. Bases 35 to 226 code for a protein of 63 amino acids. The record is from RefSeq and is a predicted model, not a curated record.
GAGAGGGGAAAGACGGAAGGAAGUCCUCGAGAUCAUGGCAGGUUCCAUGGUUGAUCCGCCCAGGGGUUGUGAUUCCUCGACGGGAUCCGGGACCGCUGCCCCCCGUGGUUCGUUGGUCUGGGUGGGUUCCGCUAUACUAUACAUGUGGUUCUAUCCACUGUGUUUUUUUGAAUUGAGAGUGUAUUCUUUGAUUCUUUUUUCCACAAGAAUAUCACUCGAGAGAUGAAUCCCUCGCAAGUACGAUUGAACUGCAGCGCAGUGCAGC